Aspergillus japonicus CBS 114.51 is the source of this 1458-nucleotide messenger RNA. Its product is annotated as non-structural maintenance of chromosomes element 1 family protein. Gene Ontology annotation, molecular function: ubiquitin-protein transferase activity. The record is from RefSeq and is a predicted model, not a curated record. Gene Ontology annotation, cellular component: Smc5-Smc6 complex; nucleus. Bases 128 to 1186 code for a protein of 352 amino acids. The transcript is spliced from 3 exons. Lineage: Eukaryota; Fungi; Ascomycota; Eurotiomycetes; Eurotiales; Aspergillaceae. Gene Ontology annotation, biological process: double-strand break repair via homologous recombination; DNA damage tolerance.
CUUUGUUCCCUCAUUUCCCUUUUGUUAGUCCUAAGUAAAGACAUAAAAUCGCUCCACUUCCAUUCCUUUGCCAUCUCUACAUGAACCGAGGCCCUCUCCAAAGCUGUUACAACCUUCUCUUACAACGAUGGUCCGAGAAACCGGCCCCUACAAUUACAAUGACACCAACCGCGCUUUUCUCCAGGCCUUCAUGGGCCGCUCGACCAUGACCUUCGAGGAGGCCAAACCCGUAUUAGCUGCGAUCUUCUCAGCGCAUGAGAAACAACCCGUCUCCCCCGAAGAAAUCACCGAGGACGAACUACAAUCCUACAUCGUGACAGCCAACAACGCCAUCUCGCCUUUCGACCUCGAGAUCCGCAGUACCCUGCCGCAGAUAGAAGUUGACCCGAGCCAGACGACGGCCGUUCCCCCUCCGGAGCGGGUGUAUGCGCUGGUGAACACGACGAGCGACGCGCUGACGCAGCUGGCGACGACGUACUCGGCGGACGAGAUCGCCUACGUCAAGCGGCUGCUGGAUGCGAUGUUCGAGACGCAUAAUACGCGACGCUGCGAGGCGAUGGCGGUGAGCGGGAUGCAGGCGUUGCAGCUGGCAAAAGUAUCCGGGGACGGCGGCAGCCAGAGGAGGGAGUCCGGGUUGCAGUCGCAGCCGACGCUGACGCAGGGUGCAACGCAGCAGCCGGACUCGCAGGUGGUGGGUGGGGUGGUGCAGUCGUUGACGAUGUCGCAGGCGGAGGCGUUGCUGAAGCAGUUGGUCGAGGAAGGGUGGUUCGGGAAGAGCCCUAAGGGGUUCUACAGCCUUAGUCCCCGGGGCUUGAUAGAGCUGCGGGGGUGGUUGGUUGCGACGUAUAACGACGAGGCGGAGGGGAUCCGGAAGAUCAAGUUCUGUGCUGCGUGCAAGGAUCUGAUUACUGCGGGUCAACGGUGUGGCGAUCGAGAUUGCCUGGGAAGAUUGCAUGAUCACUGCAUGCGCCACUUCUUCCGCUCUCAGCAGGCUGAGGUCUGUCCGGUGUGUAAGGAUACCUGGCCGGGUGACAAGUUCGUCGGCGAGAGAGCAGUCACACAGGCUGAUCAGGAGCUGCACGCCCGGAGAAGAAGGAGCUCGAAUACCCAGCGGCCGAGCGAUGCAGCCGAGCCGAGCACUCAGCUUGAACUUGCACCAGUGGAGGAAGAUGAAGGCAGUGACUGAAGAACGCGGAUAUUUUGAAAUCAUGACUGAUAUCCUGACACCCCGCACUUGCGAAGAUAUACCGCCGGUCAACUACUGCACUUCGCUUGUUUGGCAUCCGGGCCUUUCUCUUCGGAGCUUACCCCGAAGACCCCCACUAUAUCCCGAGCGAGCCAUACAAAUGGUUGCGUGCGUGGGAGAGCUGCUCGAUCAAACUGUCGCCUCAUGGGGCUGAGCUGUUUAUUUCUGACUUUGUCACGAAACCAGAGAAGCAAUGCCACCGACAAUGCAGC